Molecule: messenger RNA, 2088 nt
Organism: Poeciliopsis prolifica (blackstripe livebearer)
Lineage: Eukaryota; Metazoa; Chordata; Actinopteri; Cyprinodontiformes; Poeciliidae
Product: C-type mannose receptor 2-like
Exons: 10
Coding region: 1-1851 (616 amino acids)
Source: RefSeq, a predicted model, not a curated record
AUGCUCGUGUACAUGCUGCACUACGCCGCUGUUACUCCCCCACAGCAGAGCCUGCCAUUAAUUCGCAGGCAAUUCCCUCUACGAAGGUACUACUACGUUGACCAGUUAGUGACCUGGCCUAAAGCCCAGCAGUACUGCAGGGAGCGUUACACCGACCUGGCCACGUUUGAGAGUCUGGACGACCUAAACAGGCUGAAGCCUGAUAUUUCCUAUACUUGGGCCUGGAUCGGACUCUGGGAUGAUCCGAAGGCCUGGAAAUCUGAAAUGGGCAACAAGUCCAACUCCUGGAGAUGGUCUGCAACCGGAGAAACCAGUAAAACUGGUUACCAGUCGUGGGCCACUGGUGAUCCAAAGUUCAGAUAUUCAGCAGAGAAGUGCGCGUUAAUGGCUAAAGCUGGGUACUGGUAUAGUGGCACAGAGCUCAAUGUGAAACGACACGUGUUCAUCUCAACUUCGGAAACAUGGAGUUCUGCUCAACGUUACUGCAGAAAGCUUCACACCGACUUGGCGAUGAUUGAGAACGAGGCGGAAAACUCUGAAGUCAAACAGUUAAUUCCAGCUGGAGCCAAUGUCUGGAUCGGUCUGUACCGAGAGCCGUGGAUCUGGUCUGACAAGAGUCCCAGCCGCUUCCAAAUCUGGGCUGCUCAUGAGCCAAACUUCAACGGGGAUCAGCACUGCGUCUGCAAGAAUACAGCGCAUCAGUGGGGUGAUGAAAAAUGUGAUUCCGUCAAAGUCUUCAUUUGCGAACAAGUGGUGAAAACGAGCAACACUGUGAAAAUGAUGAUGACGAGCAUCAAGGAUCUGACCGAUCCAGCCGUCAACGCCCAGGUCCUCCAGCAGAACCGAGAUCUCAGGUCCACAACACCAAGCAGCUGCACUCCGACUAAAAAAUCAACGAUGAGCCAACAAACGACUGCAGCUCUCCUCCUCUUUGGACUUUGCCUCGGUUACUGCUCCCAGGAUCCACCACGCCGGUACUUCUAUGUCAACCAGUCGCUGACCUGGACUAAGGCUCAGCAGUACUGCAGGGAGCAUCACACCGACCUGGCCAGGUUUGAAAACAUGGACGACAUAAACAUGCUGGAAACUGAUAUUUCCUAUUCCCUCGCAUGGAUCGGACUCUGGGAUGAUCCGGAAAACUGGAAAACUAAAAUGGGUAACGGGCCCAAUUCCUGGAAAUGGUCUGCAACCGGAGAAACCAGUAAAACUGGGUACCAGACAUGGUCUCCCAAUAAUCCAGAUUUCUCCUCGGGAAAAGAGACGUGUGUAAUUUUAUUCGACAACAGAAAAUGGGGAGAUGUGCAAUGUUCAGACUCACAGUCAUUUAUUUGUUACAACGUUAAAGAGCAAAAUGUGAAGCAGUUUUUUUACAUCUCAACUAAGAAAUCCUGGAGUUCUGCUCAAACGUACUGCAGGGAAAACUACUUUGACUUGGCAAUGAUCGAGAACCAGAAGGAAAACGAUGAAGUUGCAGGACUGAUGCCGAGCGGAGUCUACAGUUGGAUCGGUCUGUACCGAGAGCCGUGGUUUUGGUCCGACGGGAGCCGCAGCUUGUUCCGACACUGGACCUCUUCGGGCCCAACAAACAGCGGCGGUAGUCGGCACUGCGGCGCUGAGAAUGAUUUACAUGAGUGGGAGGAUGAAGACUGUACUACUUCCCAUGUUUUCAUCUGCUAUCAAGAGGUAACGAAGGCCCACCUUGUGAAGAUGAGGGUUGUGACCGGUGCCGACCUGACGGAUCCGGACAUCAGCGCCCGGCUCCUCCAGCAGCUCGGCGCCAAACUGGCAAGUCAGGGAUGGACUGACGCCAAAGUCCGAUGGCAGAAUACACCCCAAAAAGAAGGACAAUAAUGAAAGAACAGGACAUCAGUGUAAUUAAUGUUCUCUGCAUAUAGCUCUGGUCACAAUUUGAACCACUGUUGGUGAUAAUAAAUCUACAGAACCAAAUAUAACUCUCCUCUAGAACCUCAUGAGCUGAAAGUUUAGUGUGAGCCACAAAGAGAUGAUCUUAAAUAUGAAAGCCAGAAUUAGAGUCAUAUGCAAAAUGUCUUCCAUUUGGGUCUUAGCUACUUCUAAAACAACCUUUGG